Molecule: messenger RNA, 2688 nt
Organism: Fraxinus pennsylvanica
Lineage: Eukaryota; Viridiplantae; Streptophyta; Magnoliopsida; Lamiales; Oleaceae
Source: the annotation of a GenBank genome assembly
AUGAUGAAAAAAAAAUGUGGGUUUAGUUACAAUCUACAGUGGUGGAGGGUUAAGAUUAUUGUUUACAAGUGUCUUGGGGGUGGGAUGCCUUCCCAGAAUUCAUCUGUGUCUCUAGUAUUGCCACACACCCAGUUUAACAGUAUUAACAUGCUUGGGAAUGUGCCUAAUGUUUCUUCGUUGCUCCAUCAGUCUUUCGGUAAUGGGGGUCUAAAUUCUGGGCUCUCUGGACCGGGGAGCUCCCAACGGGGAAAUGUUGAUGGUGGGGCUGUGCCCGAUCCACUUUCCACUGCUGGAAAUGGAGUGGGAUUUAAUCCUCCUUCCUCAUCAUAUACAUCUUCUUCUAUAACAGCCAACCAAAAUUCAACUGGUCAAGUUCAAGGGCAACAACAAUAUGCAACCCCUUCUGGCAAUCAGACUUUAAUGGAUCAGCAACAGCAACAGCAACAGCAACAAGCCCAACAAUUUGAUCCCCAAAAUUUUCAACAGAAUCAGCAUCAGUUGCAGCAGUUUUCUGCUCCCGGCAACCCCCAACAACAGCAGCAGCAAUUCCACAAGAUGCGAGCUGGAUUAGGAGGCGUAGGACCUGUUAAGCUGGAGCAACAAGUGACGAAUGAUCAAACACCACAGCAGUUGCAAACUUUGCGGAAUCUUGGUACUGUAAAAUUGGAGCCACAGCAGAUGCAAGGUAUCAGAAGCAUGCCACCUGUCAAGAUGGAACCUCAACAUUCAGAACAGUCAUUGUUUUUACAUCAGCAACAGCAGCAGCAGCAGCAGCAGCAGCAGCAGCUCCUCAUAUCCAGACAGUCCCCUCAGGCGGCUGCAGCUGCACAGAUCUUGCAUCAACAGAGGCUAAUGCAUCUCCAACAUCAGCAACAACAGCAACUGUUGAAGGCUAUGCCUCAACAAAGACCCCCAUUACAAGCACAAUUUCAACCAAAUUUGUCAAUUAGAUCUCCUGUAAAACCAGUGUACGAGCCUGGGAUGUGUGCUCGGCGAUUAACACAUUAUAUGUAUCAGCAACAACACAGACCUGGAGACAAUAAUAUUGAGUUCUGGAGAAAAUUUGUUGCCGAGUAUUUUGCUCCCAAUGCCAAGAAAAAGUGGUGUGUUUCCAUGUAUGGAAGUGGCCGUCAAGCUGCUGGAGUUUUCCCUCAGGAUGUUUGGCACUGUGAAAUAUGCAAUCGCAAGCCUGGCCGCGGAUUUGAGGCUACUGUCGAGGUUCUGCCUAGACUUUUCAAGAUAAAAUAUGAAAGUGGUACUUUGGAAGAGUUACUUUAUGUCGAUAUGCCCAAGGAGUAUCAGAAUUCUUCUGGACAAAUUGUAUUAGAUUAUUCAAAAGCCACCCAAGAGAGUGUCUUUGAGCAACUUCGUGUUGUUCGCGAUGGUCAACUUCGAAUUGUGUUCUCUCCAGACCUCAAGAUAUGCUCCUGGGAGUUCUGUGCUCGGCGUCAUGAAGAGCUUAUUCCUAGAAGAUUGCUCAUACCGCAGUUUCCAGCUUCUGAUUUGUAUGUGCCCACUGCUGCUUUAUGGUUUCAGAUUAGCCAACUUGGUGCUGCUGCCCAAAAAUACCAGGCUGCAACCCAGAAUGGAUCAUCGAAUGUAUCUGUUUCUGAAUUACAAAAUAACUGCAAUAUGUUUGUUGCAUCAGCUCAACAGGUGGCAAAAGCUUUGGAAGUUCCGUUGGUGCACGAUUUGGGAUGUACAAAGCGAUAUGUUCGAUGCCUACAGAUAUCUGAAGUGGUAAAUAGCAUGAAAGAUUUGAUUGAUUAUAGCCGUGAAACUGGCGCUGGUCCUAUGGAGAGCUUGGCCAAGAUUCCUAGGCGAACAAAUACUUCACCUGGGAGUUUUCAAGGUCAGUUGCAACAAUCGCAGCAGCGGCUUCAAGUAAUGGGACCGAACUCGAACAAUGAUAGCACUUUCCAGGCUGCUUCAGUGCAACUUAUUACUGGCAAUAACAUGCCAGGUGUUAAUGACAGUCUGAACAUGGCUUCUGGAAAUUCCUCUACGAGUACAAUUGUUGGGCUUCAUCACCCGAAUUCCAGACAACAAAACCUGACAUCUAACACAAACAGUCCCUUUGGAGGAAAUACUGUUCAAAUGCCUUCCCCUGGUUCUUCAAAUACUAUGCCACAGCCUCAGCCUAGUCCUCCUUUCCAAUCACCAACACCAUCCUCAUCUAACAAUCCACAACAAACUUCAAAUGGAGCUCACAUGCAUUCUGUAAAUUCCCCAAAUGUCGUUAUGCGGCAGCCAACUCUUUCCAUGAAUGCAGAUGCAAAUGAUUCACAAAGCUCUGUUCAGAAAAUUAUACAGGACUUGAUGUCGAACCAGUUUAGUGGGGGUGGCAUGACGGGCAUUAGGACUGUGAGUAGUGAUGUGAAAAAUAUUAAUGGGAUGUUGUCAACAAGCAAUAAUGCUGGUAUAAGAAACGGUGUGGCCAAUAGUAAUCCAGGUAUAGGGGGAGUGUUUAGGAACGCGGGCAACGGAUUUGGCCAACCUGCCAUGGCCAAUGGGAUUCGAGCUGCAAUGGGUAGUAACUCUAUGAAUGGAAGAGAAGGGGACGUGACAAUGGCACGAGAUCAAAGCGCUAAUCAGCAGCAGCAGGAUCUAGGAAACCAACUACUUGGUGGUCUUGAGGCAGUUAAUGGUUUUAAUAAUCUUCAAUUUGAUUGGAAGACGUCUCCCUGA